Messenger RNA from Saccostrea echinata, 933 nucleotides. RefSeq lists its product as uncharacterized. NCBI's taxonomy places the organism in Eukaryota, Metazoa, Mollusca, Bivalvia, Ostreida, Ostreidae. The transcript has 8 exons. The coding region runs from base 165 to 809 and encodes 214 amino acids. The record is from RefSeq and is a predicted model, not a curated record.
AUAGAAUCAAAGGCUCAGAAUCGCAGGAUAACCGUCUCCUGUGUGCAGCUUCUUCAAACCCUGCAAAGGAUCUUGCGGAUGUGGAAGUUCAUAGAUGUUUAUACCAUUACGCCGUUCGUCUGAAAAACCAGGACGGGGAAAUUUUCCUGCGUGACAUUUCUGAAAUGACACUUCAAAAGAGUCAGACCAACGUUACAUCAGCAACAUUCUUUUAUCAGGAUCAUCUUCCCAUCAUAGGAGAAGAUGAAUUAGAACAUAUAGUGGCAAAUAUAGAGACAGAAGCCUUUCACCAGAAAAUUCAGGUUCAAAUUCGGAAAAAUGGAAGCUCUGUGGAAAAUAUAGAGACAGAAGCCAAACAUCAGAAAAUUCAGGUUCAAAUUUGGAAAAAUGGAAACUCUGUGAAGAAAGAAACAACAUUCAGGCCAUCCCUGCAUUAUAUUUUGGAGGAUAUUAAUUUGCGACACAGAUUUGAAGAAUUAACCAGCUGUCCGUGUCAUUUUGUCCACGACAAGAUUCUCAUCGGUAAAAAACUGGAUGUUGAAAACGAAGCAUGUGGUGUUCACGAAUCAACAACUGCAGGAGUAAUCAAGAGUUUAAUAGAGGAGGGAAUUGUAGUUUUUAAACAGAUAGAAAAACAGUGUAAAGAAGAUGAUUUAUUAGUUAAAUACUUCCUUGGAUUGGCAGAGCAUAUCAUGGGAGAAGAAAUGAUGCCAGUUAUCAUUACAACAAAACCACCAACUGAAAAGUUGGUGAAAGAGGCAGAACAACUGACAAUCCCAGUUAUAUACCUCAGGGUAAUGAAAAUAUAAAAUAUCAUGAAAAGGAAUGAAAUAUAUGGAGAGUAGAACAGUAUUCAAGCCCAAAAUUUCAUUAAACAAUACAAAUUAUGGAGCAGAGCAAACACUGACCUCUAAAAUAUCAGUGGAGGAAUCA